UUCAUGGUACCUGAUCUAAUGUGGGAUUGGGGACUGUGAUUGGGAGGAAGAGAAAUAAGCCAUGAGUCCUCCCCGCCCCCUUCUCUCCCUCGCCAAAUCCCUCCACGCUUUCCGCCCCGCCAUUCUUCGAUCAAUCUCUUCCACCCCUUCUCUCUGUUUCCAAACCCUAGAUGCUGAUUCUUUACCUGCGUUGGCGCCGCGCACCCUUGCAGAGCUCCGCCACCGACUUGAAGCAGAGUCGCCGGAGCUAUCAGACUUUGUUUACUCUGUUGAAGUUGGAACGAAGAAGAAACCUCUUCCCAAGCCGAAAUGGAUGCAAGCGACAAUUCCUGGCGGGGCGAAGUACGCGGCUAUCAAGGCUAAGUUGCGGGAGCUGAAUUUACACACGGUCUGCGAGGAAGCGAAGUGCCCUAACCUUGGAGAAUGUUGGUCCGGCGGCGAGACGGGAACCGCUACGGCUACCAUCAUGAUCCCUGGCGAAUCCCGCCCCCCCGGGGUUGGCGAUACCUGCACCCGCGGUUGCAGAUUUUGCAAUGUUAAGACAUCAGCUCUUCCUCCACCACCAGAUCCAAAUGAACCCACAAAUGUUGCUCAGGCAAUUGCAUCUUGGGGUCUAGAUUAUGUUGUGAUCACAAGUGUUGACCGUGAUGAUCUGCCUGAUCAAGGCAGCAGCCAUUUUGCUGAAACAAUUCAGAAGCUCAAGACACUGAAGCCAAACAUUUUGAUUGAAGCAUUGGUUCCUGAUUUCCGUGGGGAAUCACCCUUAGUCGAAAAGAUUGCGAAAUCUGGAUUGGAUGUAUUUGCUCACAACAUCGAGACGGUGGAAGAGCUUCAGAGAUGGGUUAGAGAUCAUCGAGCCAAUUUCAAACAAUCUCUCGAUGUUCUCAAACUGGCGAAAGAGUAUGCUCCAGCCGGUACUCUCACCAAGACAUCAAUAAUGCUUGGAUGUGGCGAAACUCCUGAUCAGGUGGUCAACACAAUGGAGAAAGUAAGGGCUGCAGGAGUUGAUGUCAUGACCUUCGGCCAGUAUAUGAGACCAACAAAACGCCACAUGCCUGUUUCUGAAUAUAUCACACCUGAAGCUUUUGAGAAGUACAGGGUAAUUGGCAUGGACAUGGGAUUCCGAUAUGUUGCGUCUGGACCUAUGGUUCGAUCAUCAUAUAAAGCUGGAGAAUAUUAUAUUAAAUCAAUGAUCGAAGCUGACCGAGCUAAAGUUGCUUCUGCAGCUACUCCUGGAGAUGGAGUUGUAGCGAUCAUUUUUUAUUUAGAACCUGAGAACACGACACUUUAGUAUUCAUGGGUGGAG
Molecule: messenger RNA, 1306 nt
Organism: Phalaenopsis equestris
Lineage: Eukaryota; Viridiplantae; Streptophyta; Magnoliopsida; Asparagales; Orchidaceae
Product: lipoyl synthase, mitochondrial
Exons: 5
Coding region: 62-1291 (409 amino acids)
Biological process (GO): lipoate biosynthetic process
Cellular component (GO): mitochondrion
Molecular function (GO): 4 iron, 4 sulfur cluster binding; lipoate synthase activity
Source: RefSeq, a predicted model, not a curated record